ACCCCGCUCCUUCUUGAGGCACGCACGCGCGCGCGUCCCCGCGGCCCAAUGACAGCGCGAGACCGGAGCGAACGGAGACGCGAGGCGACGCUGACGGAGAAGCGCGCGCCGAUGGAGGCCAAGCCGCCGGUAUUAUAGCAGGAUGCAGUAAGACGCCGUAACGUGUCACAAAGGGGCAGAGACUCUCAUCUGGCCACGGCCCCUGAUCCUCCCCACAACUCCAGAAGAUGUACAGCGGUGCGGCGCGAGGCGUCAGCCAUAUUGAGGGCAGCCCAGCUCGUUCUCCUCGCCUGCCCCGAUCGCCCCGUCUGGGACACCGCAGGGUGACCAGUGCCAGCUCGAGUGCCAAGACUCUGUCCAUGGAGAACAUCCAGUCUCUAAACGCCGCCUACGCUACGUCAGGCCCCAUGUAUCUGAGUGAGCAUGAGGCUGUGGGCUCCACCGCCACCUACCCCAGAGGCACCAUGACGCUGGGACGCGGCGCCAGCCGGGCUGUCUACGGCGGACGCGUUACGGCCAUGGGUAGCAGUCCUAAUAUCGCGUCCGUGGGCCUGGGACCGCACGCCGACCUCCUCUCUUACGGCGAACUGGGCUCUCUGGGCUCACUCGCCCUGCAGCAUCACCAGCAGGGGGCACUUCAGGCACAGCUCCGGGACAUGCAGCGCGAGAACGACAUCCUGCGCCGAGAGCUGGAGCUCAAGGAAAGCAAGCUGGGCUCCUCAGCAAACAGCAUCAAGAGCUUCUGGAGCCCUGAGCUGAAGAAGGAGCGCGGAAUGAGGAAGGAGGAGGCGGCGCGCACCUCCGUGCUGAAGGAGCAGAUGAGGGUGACGCACGAGGAGAAUCAGCACCUGCUGGACGCUCGCAGGACAAAGCAUCUUCAGAUGACCAUUCAGGCUCUUCAGGAUGAGCUGAGGACACAGCGUGACCUGAACCACCUCCUGCAGCAGGAAAGCAACUCCAGACCUGCUGGAGCCGAACACUUCACCACCAUCGAGCUGACCGAAGAGAACUUCCGCCGCCUGCAGGCCGAACACGACCGCCAGGCCAAGGAGCUCUUCCUUCUGAGGAAGACUCUGGAGGAGAUGGAGCUGAGGAUUGAGACGCAGAAGCAGACGCUUGGCGCCAGGGACGAGUCCAUCAAGAAGCUGCUGGAGAUGCUGCAGAGCAAAGGGCUCCCCCCGGUCACUGGUAGAACCACGGACGAGGAGGAGCAGGACAGGGCGAGACGAAUCGCAGAGGCUGAGGCUCAGCUAGGCCACCUCGAGGUCAUACUGGACCAGAAGGAGAAAGAGAACCUUCAUCUGAGAGAGGAGCUUCACCGAAGAAACCAGCUGCACCAGGACCCGAGCAAGACCAAAGCCCUGCAAACGAUCAUAGAGAUGAAGGAUACGAAGAUUGCGUCUCUGGAGCGGAACAUCCGAGACCUGGAGGACGAGAUUCAGAUGCUGAAGGCCAACGGCCUGCUGAGCACCGAAGACCGCGAGGAAGAAAUCAAACAGAUGGAGGUGUACAAGAACCACUCCAAAUUCAUGAAGACCAAGAUUGAUCAGCUGAAGCAGGAGCUGUCGAAGAAGGAGUCAGAGCUGCUGGCUCUGCAGACGAAGCUCGAGACUCUGAACAAUCAGAACUCAGACUGCAAGCAGCACAUCGAGGUUCUCAAAGAGUCUCUGACGGCCAAAGAGCAGCGAGCUGCUAUCCUGCAGACUGAGGUGGACGCCCUGCGGCUGCGUCUCGAGGAAAAGGAGUCCUUCCUCAAUAAGAAGAGUAAGCAGCUGCAGGACUUGACUGAGGAGAAAGGCACACUCGCUGGGGAGAUCCGCGACAUGAAGGACAUGCUGGAGGUCAAAGAGCGCAAGAUCAAUGUGCUGCAGAAGAAGAUUGAGAACCUGCAGGAGCAGCUGCGAGAUAAAGAUAAACAACUGGGGAACCUGAAGGACCGAGUGAAGUCCCUGCAGACCGACUCGACCAACACGGACACGGCGCUUGCCACACUGGAGGAGGCUCUGUCCGAGAAGGAGCGAAUUAUCGAGCGUCUGAAGGAGCAGAGAGAGCGGGAGGACCGGGAGCGCAUGGAGGAGCUCGACUCGUACAAGAAAGAGAACAAGGAGCUGAAGGAGAAGGUCAGCAAUCUGCAGGUGGAGCUUACAGAGAAAGAGUCGAGUUUAAUAGACCUGAAAGAACAUGCCUCUUCUUUGGCCUCGUCCGGCCUGAAGAAAGACUCUAAGCUGAAAUCUUUGGAGAUCGCCAUCGAGCAGAAGAAGGAGGAGUGCAGUAAACUGGAGACGCAGCUGCAGAAGCAAGCCGAGCAGCUGUUCAAUCAGAUGAACAACCCUAAGGCCCACGAGGUGGAGGUCCAGCAGGGUUCUCGGGGGAACCCGGACUACAUGGAGCGCGUGAAGCUCCUCGAAAAGGAGGUGGCCUUCUAUAAGGAGGAGUCAGGGAAAGCACAGACGGAGGUGGAGAGGCUGCUGGAUAUACUCCGUGAUGUGGAGAGCGAGAAGAAUGACAAGGACAAGAAGAUUGCUGAGCUGGAGAGUCUUGCACCACGGCAAAACAAAGACCAGAACAAAAAGGGUCCUGGCAUAAAGCUUGGCCAGCAAGGAGAGAAAAAGGGCAGCAGCAUCCUGCCGGACCCUCGCAAGGACAACCCCAUGGACAAUGCCAAGAUUGAGGAGUUGAUGACGGUGCUGGAAAAGACAAAGCAGGAGCUCGAAGCCACUAAGCAGCGCUUGUCCUCAACCCAGCAGUCUUUGGCCGAGAGGGACAGCCACCUGACCAACCUCAGACAGGAGAGACGCAAACAGCUGGAGGAAAUUCUGGAGAUGAAGCAGCAGGCCCUGCUGGCUGCCAUCAGUGAGAAGGAUGCCAACAUUGCCCUACUGGAGCUUUCCUCUUCUAAUAAGAAGAAAACCCAGGAGGAGGUGAUGUCAUUAAAGCGUGAGAAGGAUAGACUAAUGCAGCAACUCAAGCAGCAGACCCAGAGCAGAAUGAAAUUAAUGGCUGACAACUAUGAAGAUGACCACUACCACCCUCAUGGUCCCUCUCACCACCUCCAACCGGGGCCACCCCACCCACACCCCCACCCCCACCCACAGGCCCCGCCUCCUGCCCAGGGCCAGCCUCUGUUCCCACAUGCCCCCCUUCCUCAACAGCAAGCCCCCUACCCACACACCCUCCAUCCCCAACAUCCUCAACCCCUCCCUCCACACCCUCAUCCUCAACAGACACCGCAUCCACCAUACCCCCAACAUCCCCAGCCGCCUGGCCCCCACCAACACCCACCCAGGCCCCAACAGCCCCACCCACAGCACCAGCAUGCUGUUCCCCCUCCUCAGCAACACCCGCAGCACCCGCAGCACCCUCAGCAUGGGCCGCCACCCCAGCAGGGCCCCCACCCCCAACACCCCCAACACCCUCAACACCCCCACCACCCUCCUCAUGUCGCUCCUCACGGGCCGCACCCUCGACAUCCAGCCCCCCACCACCGGGCUCCUGCCCGUGGGCCGCCUCACACAGGACACAGACCCACUCCAGAUCCGGAUGACGAGGAGGGCAUUUGGGCAUAACCAUUUCCAAACCAAAGCUGUGCUGAUCUUUUAUAGGAUGAAAGUUGGAGGUGCAUAGCCAUGUCAUACAGGUGAAACUAUCCAUUAUCCACUUGGCCGGACUCUAUCUCCUAUCAGACUGAUGCUUCAGCAGGGGCCCUUCACACUGAGGAAGAGGAGCAGGAGGGGUGUGAGUGUGUGAGGCCAGUGUGCAGACUCACACCCAAGCAGAUGAGAGAAGAGAUCAGGAUGGAGUGAUGUGCAGGUCUGGAUGUUGGAGACCCAAAUGAAGCUGGUGCCUGAUGGAAUACCGAUUUGGAGGACCUUUCUUGAACAAGAACCUGUAAGAUGUCCUCACAUGCAGUUGACCUGCUUUCAUCCCUCUCACCUGCUUGUCUCCAGCCACUUAUAUGUGACUCUGUCUGCUUGUCCACGCCCCCUCUUUGACUCAGCUGCUGAGCCUGGAUGAUGGGUCCCGUCAAUCAAAACAAUAAUCAUUUCACCCCUCUUCGUCAACUGCCAGAAGGUUCCAUGGUCAUGACUUGAAAAACAAUGUUUGACAUUGUUUAAAAAAUCCAUUGUCUAGAAUGUUUUUACUGUUUUGUUGCAAAAUUAUAAUUUGAUAAACGGUUCAGUUCAUAUUAGUGUUGAGUAAAUUGGGGAAGUUUGAGGGAAGUUUCUGGUGUCUUGUUAGUGACACUGGGGAGUUAGCUGGACAUCAUGGCAAGUUUAGAUAAAGUACAGAUCUAUCCCAUCAUUGGAUGCUGUCUGUGCAGCAUUAUGGUCGACUCUUAUAAUCUGUUUCUAGUGUGCUGGUCAGAAAAUGCAUAUGUAACAUUUUGAGAGUGCCUCUUGACAUAAUCCUUACAAAAGGACCCUUGAGGACUGUAUCCAAGUUAUGGUAAUGAGCUAGCUAGCCAUCUAGUGAUGUGGAUAAUGUUUAGCUAAAUUUUAUAGUGAGAGUGACUAACUAUCAAGCUAGCUAUCUAUUUUGCAAUCUCUCUUUAGUUACUCAAAUGCUAGACAGUUCUAUUUAGUACCUUAUUUAGGGUGCUAUUAGCUGGCUAACUAAUUAUGUUUUGUUUACUGUAUGGUACUCCAAUGAGAGCCCACUUGCUAGCUUACUUAAUAGCAAGCUAACUCAAUCAAGCUAGCUACAGCCAACCUUAUCAAGAUUUCCAAUUUAUAGUUUAAUCUUGUACGUAAGCGGGAUGGUCAUUUAUGCAUUGUAAUUAACUAUGUGAGUGAUUUCCUCCAACUGAUUUCAGGGGGUGCCUCUAUAAUCAAUAUGUCAACUGUAUUGGUUGCUCUUUCUGCUCAAGUUCCUCAUUGGAGUCUUGGUUUUAUGUGUGACACCACACACCUAUGCACCUCCUCUGCCAUCAACUUUGGGCUGCUGUCUCCAUCCAAAGCAUCACCACCAUCAUUAUGAGGUAAAUCACCAAAAUGGGCUUAAAAAAAUGAAACAGAAUCUCCUACCCGACUCCAGGGUUUUAUUCCUAAUGGUGCUUUUAUUGGUGCUCUACACCUAAACAUGGAUAGAAACAGCCAUCGCUACACUGACUGGUGUCCUGCUAUGAUGCGUUGUUUUGCUAUUAAUUGAGAGACACUUGAUUGGUCAAGGUUCAAGUCUGUGAUACAGGUGCUUGGAAACUAUAUCAGUAUACUCACUGUUCAAUUCAGAACAAAAUUAUCUGACUGUUGUUAUUUGAAGUCAAAGAGUCGUGUAACCCACAGAGUCCAGGAAGAUAAUUAAGCUCUUUUUCUUAGAGACAGUAGACGUAUACCCCAUUUGAUAAAGCACAGAGUGCUAAGGACCUGAUCAAGUCAAAGGUCAAAAAGUCAUAAUGUCAUGACCUGAGUAUCUCAUUAGAGGUCAUUUCUUUCCCUUGCUGUACCAUGCUUGAUUCCCUUGACAACAACCCCCUAAAUCCUAAUCACUGCUCCUGUCAUACAUAGUGGCUAGUGCCUGGACAAAAUAGAUCUAUACAUUGGUGUAUAUCAAGUGGUGGUCAGAAUGUUGUGCCCACAAAUGCAUAUUGCAAAAAAAAAGUAGAAAACAUGUUUUAUUUCCCGAGGGAUAAUUCUGCCAAGUGCUCUGGUGUCUCUACUACAAACCUUCAGUGUGAGGCCCAUCGCAAGAUCUUGUCAUGAAGAUCUAUGCAAAAGAAAUAUGUGAAUUAAAAAUAAAUAGAAAUAAACAAAUGCAGUGGUCCUAUGUUGAAAGACUUUUGUAGAAAUAGCAGAAUUUGCUUAACCUAGCUGGACAGGCACUUCUUUGUUGCAGCUUAAGAAAACACAUAACAACAAGAGUCCCUCCCAGAUAGCACCCAAACAAGGAUAAACUGGUGUGUUCUCUCCCUCACUGUGAUCUUUGGGCAUCUUCUUGCCACGUGAUAGGCAGAUUUAUCUCGCGUUACCUUCAUGAGCUGCAACUUCCCUAACAAUGUCGUUUAGCUCAAGAACACAUGACUGAACACAUCAGAAGAUGAAUAAAUAUUCUGACUUGUCUAUGCAAGAAAAUUGGAAUAUUAUAAGCAUGCGUUAACAGUGUUGUGGUGAUGUCUUACCAAUGAGCAAAUAAAUUGGCUUUUAUUUUGUUUGAAAAGUAAAUUACGCACAUUGUGAUGAUGUUGGCUUGUUUGUGUGCCAUCUUGGUUCUGGUAGCUCAGUUGACUGUGACUUUCUCUUGGUGGCUAUUAAGCAAGAGGAUUAUACAAAUUUUUGGCAAAUUGCCUGUGUUUUCUUGAUGUUCUUAGCUGACAACCAGAGAAUCUGCAUCUGUGGUGGCUUGAUUGUUCAUUGUAGAGUAAUAAGACCAAGACCUGACUGUUAUUAUUGAUCUUUUUGUACAGUUACUGUGAUUUCUUCUUCCGCAUUGCCACUGUUCUAGACUGAACCUUUCUCAAUUCUAUAACAUUCAAAUUGUCACUUUAGUCAUGGAACAUCAUGCCGCUGUUGUAGAAUGUAUCUUGCUCACUUCUAGGCUGCUUUUAGACACUGCUGUUAUUGUUCACUCAAUGCUGAAUCUAGAACGUCUAGAGCUUUAGCGACUGCUGUUGUUCAUGAACACUCAUUUGUAGUCGUGACCCUUGAAGUGUCAUUUCAUCACAAUUCGAGACUGCUGCUGUGUUUAGAACAUUUACUUGUUACCUUUACUUACCUGCGGUAUCUGUGGAACAUUCUCGCAGUUCUAGAUUUCUCUUUUUCCAAAAGCUAGCCACUUUUUGUUGCUUUCAAAUGUUUGCUUGUUGCUCUAGCUCUGGAAUGGCAUGUUGCUGUUCUACAGUGUGUCUAAUUUUCCCGAAAUUUAUUUAUGUUAUCUAGAGUUCAUCAUUUUCCAUUGUAGAAUAUUAGCUAUGGAUGUUUUCCUAAAACAUUUUCUUGUUAGUGUAGUUCCUGUAAUUAUUGUCCCAAUGUACAUCUUUCUCACUGUAAAACAUGAACCACUGCUGUUCUACAAGGUUAACUUGAGGCGGUAGUUAUGGAAUGCCAUGUUGUCACUAUUUUAGAGUAUCUUUCCUCAUUCUCUAAUGUUGUUUUAAUAAGCUGACUUGCUGCCCUGCUUUGGAAUGCCUUGUUGUCAUGUCUGGAGUUCUAGACCACACUUUUCUCACUUACGGAGCAUUCAGUGUGUAGUCAAACAGACAAAACGCUUGACAGUAAUGCGGAUAAAGUCGUGUGAACAUUGUCACUUCACAACUGGGAAACAUAAGCUGAGCAUAAGCUAGCUAAUGACUGUGGUGAGUGAGUGAACAUAGUAAAGCAAAGUGGUGGAGAAAAUAAGCCAGAACUAAAAGUACAAAGGAAAGACAUCCGAUAAAUGAUACAGAGAAAUCAAGAAAUCAAUGAUAAAGAGAAAUCAAGAAAUCAAUGAUACAGAGAAAUCAAGAAAUCAGUGAUACAGAGAAAUCAAACUUAGAUGUUUGUACUCAUGUACUUCCUUUUAAAAAAGAAAAAAGUUCAACAAGAACAUGAAAUUGAAGUGGAAUCUUCUCGUAAAUACAAUGUGAAUACAACUUCACUCAAAAGCCACUAGUUGCUCUAGAACAGUAUUCCUCAAACGGAGUUACCCAUAGCCACGUGGGUAGUUGGAAAUACUACAAACAAUACAGAAAUGAAUAUUCCUUUUAAGUGGAAAAGAACAUAAUGGCAAAUGAGAUGCUGCAAUGACUAAAAUUACUAAAAAAAGAAAACUGAAAUACUGACAGUUUCAAGAUAAACACUGGUUUACUCUGUUUAUUGCAUUUAUGGUCUUUUUCCUAAGAUUUUUUUUCCUAAAAAAUGUUACAACCUCAACUUGGUGUAAAAGAUUGUUACCAGGGGAUACUGCUAGCAAAACGUUUGAGAACCACUGCUCUAGAUAGUCUGCUGGAAUGUCCUGGAGCAUCGUGUAACAGUCGUUGAGUGCUGUCUUUAACUUAGAGUGUUUCUGAUGCUACGUGCUCCUCAUCAUCACCAGUACAGAGCCGACUCAGUCGUUUGAGGGAUCUUUAACCUCACAACACAAUGAUCUUAUGUGCAAUUACGUGUUUGUAGUCUGUAAGUGUAACUUUUGGACAGAAAUGAAAAAACGUCAAAGGAUUUUUCUUUCAAUCCUCCAUUUUCAGGUUCUUUAACCAACUGGAUACUUGAAGCAGGAGUGAAAUCUCCUACCGUGAAAAACAGACAUGUUAUAUGUGGGAAAUGUAAUGUAGAAUAUAUAUAUAAACACACACACACACACACACACACACACACACACACACACAUAGAUCCGAUGGUACAUGUUGAAUUCCGUGCCAACUGCUCGUCGUACUGGGGAUGGGUGUAUAAACACACACUUCACACUCCUCUAAUGAAAAAGACUAUGGGUCUGAGACUGAGAAAAAACUGAGGAAAAAAAAAUGAACAAAUAUGAGUGUGUGUGUGUGUGUGUGUGUGUGUGUGUGAGAGAGCACCAGUUGUAUAGUUUCUGUUCUUGAUGUCAAAAAUGCAAAACCUCUGGAUGGAUAAAAGAAAAACAAAUCACUGUGACCAAUGCUAGAAAAAAAGAAGAUUAUUUCUUUAUUUAUUUAUUGAACUAAUUUAUUUAAAGUUGUUUUUACUUUUAUUUGUUGUUUUCUGUGUUAUUUAAUUUUUAUAUGUUUUUUUAAAUAGUUUAUGGAUUUGGAAUAUGUCAGAUUUCUAUAUGUAAAUGUCUUUACGAUGUGCAGUAAUGAUACAGAACAAGAAUCAUCGUGAGUGUCCGCAUGCCGAAUGAAUAACGUGCGUGAAACGUGGGAUUUUAUUUUCCACAGUGCAUCAGUCCUCGUGUGUGAGACACACUCCGCAUUGCAGCGUGUCCGGUUUUUCGAGACUGGUAUGUCCUUGUCUGUGCAAAUAACAGAAAGUGUGUUAGCAUGGGUUUUUUGGAAUGCCAUUACGAAUGUCGUACCAUAUGUGUGUGUGUGUGUGUGUGUGUGUGUGUGUGUGUGAGUCUUGCAUGAGUAUUUAGGUAGGAGAGUGUGUGUGUAUGUGUGGGUGUGCGUGUGUAUGCGAGUGUGAGUCAUUACAGGAUGUCCUGUUAGAUCCUGGGUGAGAGUUUGAGGAGUUCAGCAUGAAUUCUGUAUGUCAUGUUCGGUGUUUUUAAUGCGUGACGGGACUCAGCUGUCCCUCUCCACCCCCCAGAUGUUUGCUAUUGUGUGUGUCGUAACCUAAAAUGUUACUGAGUGUCGGCCAGUUGAUUUAUAUCCAUUCAAUAAAGAGUGACAUUCUUUCUGAAA
Molecule: messenger RNA, 9289 nt
Organism: Pangasianodon hypophthalmus (striped catfish)
Lineage: Eukaryota; Metazoa; Chordata; Actinopteri; Siluriformes; Pangasiidae
Gene: erc2
Product: ELKS/RAB6-interacting/CAST family member 2
Exons: 21
Coding region: 228-3566 (1112 amino acids)
Biological process (GO): neuromuscular synaptic transmission; regulation of synaptic plasticity; maintenance of presynaptic active zone structure
Cellular component (GO): cytoskeleton of presynaptic active zone
Molecular function (GO): structural constituent of presynaptic active zone
Source: RefSeq, a predicted model, not a curated record